Messenger RNA from Platichthys flesus (European flounder), 4199 nucleotides. RefSeq names its product mutS homolog 4 (gene msh4). Gene Ontology annotation, molecular function: mismatched DNA binding; ATP-dependent DNA damage sensor activity; ATP binding. The record is from RefSeq and is a predicted model, not a curated record. Bases 113 to 2965 code for a protein of 950 amino acids. The transcript has 19 exons. Lineage: Eukaryota; Metazoa; Chordata; Actinopteri; Pleuronectiformes; Pleuronectidae. Gene Ontology annotation, biological process: reciprocal meiotic recombination; mismatch repair. Gene Ontology annotation, cellular component: nucleus.
UCAUGCUAACAUUAGUCAAGUAAAUGCUAAGCUAACCGAGGAACUUCUUCUUCUUUGUUGUCGACCGCGUAUUUAGAGUUGUACGCGAUUCCUCCAUUGACCUGUCUGUGAAAUGAUUCGCAGCAGCACAGAGGAGGUGACAACCGGCGGUGACGCCUCAGACAGCGGACACACCUGGGCGGGGUCCCCGGUGGACAGAGCCGGAAUGAACGAAACCACCUCACACGGUCCCCGCUCCACCUCCUCCGCUUCAUCCCGUCAGAGUUUUGAUGGAGGCUGUUCGAGCUCCGGCCCCAGACCCACACUACCUCCAACCGGCCCAGGUCAGUUUCCUCAUGGCGUCACAGGGGGGAGGAUAAAUCCAUCAGUGUUUGCAACCACUUCGGACAGCUCCUCCUUCCGCAGCCAUGUAGGAACACCCAGACUGAGAAGGACCCCUGGGGCCGCAGGCACACACCCUGCACAGACACCACUUACUGAUCACACUGCAACAAGUUUCUCCUCUGCGACUACAACCUCUGCUGCCUCUGUGAUUGUAGCACUGGUCGAAGGGCGUGGUUUGGCCAGGGGAGAGAUCGGCAUGGCCAGUCUCAACUUGAAAUCUCCAGAGCUCGUACUUUGUCAGUUUGCAGACACUGGGACGUAUGCCAAGGUCAUAAAUAAGAUUCACAUCCUGGUGCCACUGGAGAUACUGAUGCCAGACACGGCGAGUGAGAAGGGAAAAGGGACCAAGCUGUUCAAACUCAUCACUGAGAACUUCCCGUGUGUGGCUUUCACUGCGAUCCAAAGGAAGUAUUUCAAUGAGAGAAAGGGACUGGAGUACAUUCAGCAGCUGUGCGCUCCAGAAUUUGGCACCGUUCUCAUGGAAGUGCAAGCUAAAUAUUAUUGCCUGGCAGCUGCAGCUGCUUUGCUGAAAUACUUAGAGUUCAUCCAGAACUCUGUCUAUGCUGCCAAGUCUCUUAAAGUGAGCUUUAAAGGGAGUGAGCAGACGACCAUGAUAGACUCAGCAUCUGCCACCAAUUUGGAGCUGGUGGUCAAUAACAGAGACCACAGGAGCGAACAUUCUCUUUUAGGAGUGCUUAACCACACAAAAACCCCUGGUGGUGCUAGAAGACUACGCUCCAACAUUCUGGAGCCUCUGGUCGAUGUGGACACCAUUAACAUACGACUGGACGCUGUACAUGAGCUAUUACAGGACGAGGAUCUCUUCUUUGGCCUGAAAAAUGCCAUCGGUCAUUUCCUUGACAUUGACCAGCUGCUCUCGGUUCUCGUCCAAAUCCCAAAGCAGGAAACGGUUCAGGUUGCUGAAGCAAAGAUCACACAUGUCAUUCAGCUGAAACACACAUUGGAUCUGGUGCCAAGGUUAAGGAUGGUGUUGAAGAACUGCAACACAGCUCUACUUAAAGCCUACAGCACCUCGCUGGAAGACACCAGGUUUGACUUGAUCCUAGAGCAGAUCAAGACAGUGAUUAAUGACGACACAACCUACCUGAAGGGGAGUCUGAACAUGCGCACGCAGAAGUGUUACGCCGUGCGACCAAAUGUCAACGAGUUCCUUGACAUUGCCCGCAGAGCCUACACUGAGAUAGUUGACGACAUUGCCGGGCUAGUGAACCAAAUGGGGGAGAAAUACGGCUUUCCAAUGCGAACCAGCUUCAGCACAGCUCGAGGAUUCUUCAUCCAGAUGAAGCUUGAAGGUGUGAUUCUGCCUGGAGGGAACCUGCCUCCAGAGUUCAUCAAGGUAUCCAAGCACAAGAACAACUACGGCUUCACCACUGCAGACCUGAUGAAGAUGAACGACCGCUGCGAGGAGGCCCUGAGGGAGAUCUUUCACAUUUCUUAUGUUGUGAUAUGUCAACUGCUGAGCACCGUCCAUGAGCACAUCCACUGCCUGUACAAGCUCUCUGAUGCUGUCUCCAUGCUGGACAUGCUGCUGUCACUGGCUAAUGCAUGCACCAUCUCAGACUAUGUGCGUCCAGAGUUCACAGACACUCUGGCAAUAAAGCAGGGUCGUCACCCCAUACUGGAGCGAAUGGCUGGACAGCAGCCGGUAUCGAACAAUAGCUACAUCUCCGAGGGCAGCAACUUUGUCAUCAUCACUGGACCCAACAUGAGUGGCAAAUCCACCUACCUCAAACAGGUGGCGCUGUGUCAGAUCAUGGCUCAAAUAGGUCAGCAGCAAACCUUUCAGCAUCACACAAAAAAAAUGUUUACUUUUAGUUUUUUGAGUCAAUCUCCUUGCGUCAUUGUUCCAGGAUCUUUUGUUCCGGCUGACUACGCCUCUUUUCGUAUUGCUGAUCAGAUUUUUACCAGAAUUGGUGUCGACGAUGAUUUUGAAACUAACUCUUCCACCUUCAUGUUGGAAAUGAAGGAAAUCUCUUACAUCAUCCACAAUGCAAGUGACAGGUCCCUGAUCAUCAUAGAUGAGUUGGGACGUGGUACCGGUGCUGAAGAGGGCAUAGGCCUCUGUCACUCAGUGUGUGAGUUCCUCCUCGGUCUCAAGGCGUUCACCCUGUUUGCCACGCACUUUCUUGAGCUGUGUCAACUGGAGUCUCUUUACCCAAACGUGGAAAACCAGCACAUGGAGGUUCAGCACACGCGCAGUGUUAACAAUGACGAUGAGAGUGUGGUGUACACGUAUCUGCUGAGUCGAGGAUGCUCGGAGGAAAGACACUAUGGUCUGAGAGCAGCUGAAAUGACUGCCCUCCCUUUAAGUUUAAUCCAAGAGGCAAAGAUAAUAGCCUCUAAUGUCAGCCAGCAGCUCUUGGCCAAACAUCAUAGUGAUCCAGAAACACAGAGGCAGAGAGCUGUGUACCACCUGGCCACUCGCCUCCUGCAGGCUGCCAGGAACUCCAGACUGGACCCAGACAGCCUACGCAUGUAUCUGAAAGGCCUGAGGAAGCAGUAUGAGGCAGAGCUGCAGGCCGCAGGGCAGCCAGAGUCCAUGGACGCAGAGGAGGAGUGACUGAGUCAGCUUUACAAAGGGGAGGGGCGGAGAAACAGCAUAUCACUGGGCAUUUAUCUAUAUUGGCUGGAUUUGAGAUUAAAAUAGAUUUACCUAUUAGAUUAUUACAAGUCUAACAAAUGCAGUAAUAGAAAAAGAAAUGUAUCUUUUAUUAUUUGCAUUAAUUAGCUCUUUUAUGUUUAUCUGUCUUUUUGUAUAGUAUAUUUUUUCAGCAACUCGUGCUGCAUCGCAUGUGGUUAGCUAACACACUGUCACUGGUGUGUAUGGAAAGAGGGGGACCAGAGAAUAUCUGCUUCUUACAUAAUAUACAAAUCAGUGACUUCUUCAAUAAGCUCCUUCCGCCAGGGAAAAAUUUAAAUUACCAGAUAUUGGUGUGUUUGUGUUUUUCAUUAAACAAGCUAGUAAAGCAAUUGUUUUCAAAGCAAUUAAUAAAUUGAAUAUUUGUUCAAGUAGUCCCUUAAUCUAUCAAUUAUUUUUCAGUUUCUUUUUUUAAAUAAUUUGUGGUUAGUGGAUUAAUCCUUUGUUAUCCUAGCAAUCAAAAACCAUAACUUCCAUAGUUAAUGUUUUUAUCGGGUUAAAUGCCUGAAAAAGUUAUGGGCCAUUAUUUCGAGAUCUUGAAUCAGCAUAUAUGUGGGUACCUGGGACUGCGCACCUGCUAUAUUAAACUGCAGUACUGAGCUGUACCUAAUAAAUUGGUAACUAAGUGUAUUCUUUGUAUGUCUGAAGUGUAGUGUCACUGUAUGAAGAGAUAAAACACAUUGUUUAGCAGAGUUUCCAGACUGCCUAAAAAUCUGUUCGAUCAGACCCUUAACACAUACUGAGUUUAAGUGGAGCCGUGUAUUGUGCGUUCUGGUUUAACAUAAAGCCGAUGGUAACGUCACUCCUAUAUCUAUGACGUCACAAGCCUCUGUUUCUACUUUGUUUUAUUGGUGGAUGGCAACCAACGUCAGGGUGAAUUACCGCCACCUACUGUUUAAAUCAUGUUUCACAAAUAUCUUCAUAGGCAUAUUAAAGGCAAUAACAGACAGAAUGUAGGCAAAUAUGGCUAUGGUCUAAUUUGGCAUCAAAGCCGGGGGUUCAUUAAGAUGUUUAGUGAUAUAGACACACAAACAUCAUUUCAGUCACAUUAACCAAUUGUGAGGAGCACUUGGUCAAAAUCUUGCAUAAUUUCAGACAUUUAACACUGUUUUUAAAGAUUUUGACUUCUUACUCAAACAGCUUCCUUGGAUCAACC